AUGUGCGAGCGGGCGGCGCGCCUGUGCAGGGCCGGCGCGCACAGGCUGCUCCGGGAGCCGCCGCCGCAGGGCCGGGCGCUGGGCGGGCUGCUGCGCUGGGUGGGCGCCAGGAUGGGGGAACCCCGGGUGCCGCUGGUCCCCGACGCCCCCGACGCCCCUGACGCCCUCGCUAUGGACCCCGCCGUGGACCCCGGCCCCUGCCCGGGCCCCGCCUCGCUGCGCGGGGGCACCGCUGUCAUCCUGGACAUUUUCCGCCGCGCGGACAAAAAUGACGAUGGGAAGUUGUCCUUGGAGGAGUUCCAGCUCUUCUUUGCAGAUGGCGUCCUCAACGAGACGGAGCUGGAGGGUCUCUUCCACACCAUCGACUCCGACAACACCAACCACGUGGACACCAAGGAGCUGUGUGAUUACUUUGUGGACCACAUGGGGGACUAUGAGGACGUCUUGGCCUCCCUGGAGACCUUGAACCAUUCUGUCCUGAAGGCCAUGGGCUACACCAAGAAGGUGUAUGAGGGAGGAAGCAACGUGGACCAGUUUGUGACCCGCUUCCUCCUGAAGGAGACGGCCAGUCAGAUCCAGUCGCUGCUGAGCUCCGUGGAGAGUGCAGUGGAGGCCAUUGAAGAGCAGACCAGCCAGAUCCGCCAGAACCACGGCAAGCCCGGCCCUGGCGUGGUGCAGGCCUGGUACGGAAGCCCCAGUGCCCCCUGCGUCCCCAGCCACAAGCUCAUGGCCACAGAACGAGAGAGGAGCGUGCCUUCUGUCACCUCGGACCCCAAGGAGGAGGGCCUGGGAGCCCAGAUCAGCCGUUUGGCGGAGCUAAUAGGACGGCUGGAGAGCAAGACCCUCUGGUUUGACCUGCAGCAGCGCCUCUCAGAUGAAGAAGGCACUAACAUGCAUCUGCAGCUGGUCCGGCAGGAGAUGGCCGUGUGCCCUGAGCAGCUCAGCGAGUUCCUGGACUCGCUGCGCCAGUACCUGCGGGGCACCGCUGGAGCCAGGAGCUGCUUCCACAUCGCCGCGGGGAGGCUGUCUGACGGCCUCACCUUCGUGGUCUACGAGUUCUGGGAGACAGAGGAGGAGUGGAAGAGGCACCUGCAGAGCCCCGUGUGCAAGGCGUUCCGGCACGUCAAGGUGGACACGCUGAGCCAGCCGGAGGCCCUCUCCAGGAUCUCGGUGCCAGCUGCCUGGUGCACGGUGGGCCGAGACUGACCUGCUCCCCAACACCCUGCGGACGAGCCUGGCACCCUCCCUCUCUUCUUAUAAAGGUCGCCCCCUCUUUUCUAGAAACUUUGGUAUAUGAGCGGUCUUUUCCAUAUACUUCCAAACAAGAAUGUAUUUUCCCACUGUUUGAAGUGAAGGCGAACUCCCUUUCCCGGCAUCCUCAAACCCCCCCCCCC
Eptesicus fuscus (big brown bat) is the source of this 1394-nucleotide messenger RNA. RefSeq names its product N-terminal EF-hand calcium binding protein 2 (gene NECAB2). Bases 1 to 1206 code for a protein of 401 amino acids. The transcript is spliced from 13 exons. NCBI's taxonomy places the organism in Eukaryota, Metazoa, Chordata, Mammalia, Chiroptera, Vespertilionidae. Gene Ontology annotation, biological process: regulation of amyloid precursor protein biosynthetic process. Gene Ontology annotation, cellular component: cytoplasm. The record is from RefSeq and is a predicted model, not a curated record. Gene Ontology annotation, molecular function: calcium ion binding.